AUGCAUUUCAAAACCGUAGUGAUAAUUGGAGUUGGUCUACUACCCAUAGUAACCGGUUUUAAGAAAUCACCUCCCAAGUACACACUCAAGUUCCAUGAUACAAAUAUCAGUCCUCAAGUGGCAGAGGAAUACAUUCAAUCUCAAAGUCAAGUUGGAGGUGGUAGUUUCCAAAUGAUGAAAGCUGGUCUUGCAAAUGAUAGAGAUUACUUGUGUUAUGUCCCAGAAACCGUUCAAGUCAAUUCCAGUAUACAAGAAGAUAUAGAUCUGGAAGGCACCAAGAAAACCCCUGACGGUGUACUUCUUGAUGUAGCAUUGGAUCUUAUCAGUAAAUCACUCUCGACUUCCCAAUGUGUGUUCAAUUUCGGGUCAAACGGUGAUUAUUGGACGUAUGCAUAUUGCUUUGGUGAUAAAGUGAUUCAAUUCCAUGAAAAUAUGGAAUAUUUCAUUAAGCAUAAAGUUCAUAAACCGGAAUUCCCAAACUUUGUAUAUGUCUUGGGACAAUUCCCAUCGAAGAAGAAACUCACUCAAGUGAAAAUUGAAAACCAAUCAACGUGGUCAAAUAACACCCUUGAUCGUCUGGAAUUUACUAUUGGUGAAGAUGUGGUUAACCCGCUUUCCGGAGGGAUGUAUAACAUUCGGAACAGUCCUCAGAAAUACGUGAAACACACGCUCAAGGACGGAGAAUUGUGUGACUAUACAAGGAAGCCUAGAACAGUAGACGUGAUAUAUCGGUGUGACUUACGAAAUAAUGGACAUGUUAAAGUGUAUGAUGUAACUGAAAUCACCACUUGUGAAUACCAAUUGGUGGUCAAUAUCCCACGGUUAUGUCAACUUGAAGAAUUCAAACCCAAAAAUGUACAAGAUGAAAUUUUGGAGAUUGGAUGUAAAGAAAUUGUAAAGGAAAGGAGACACAAUACUUAUAUCCCUGAUAAAUAUUCAGUUGAUGAUUUUUUAACGUCAAGGGAUGUCGUUUCCUUACCUCCUAAUCAGUUCUUCCCGAUUAGUAAAUCAAGCAAGAUAUCUCUUGCAGAACAUUCAAUGAUCUCGAUGGGUAAUGGGUUCUAUUUUGCCAUCUAUGAAGGUAGUGAAAGAGUAACGGAGAGUUUCUACUACAAUGGUAGACACCCUAUAAUAUACAAUGGUUUCCAUGGAUUGGAUAAAGAAUUGAUCUUUCAAAUUGGACAGACGAUUAGCAAUGGAAUUGGUAGAACUCUUAUUUCUCCCAAGGUUGAUGAACAGGGAAGGAAUUUGCUACUUUGGUGGUCAGAUACUUUUAUUUUUUGGUUUGAAUUAUACGAUUACAAUGGGAAUUUUCUUACAAUGGUUAAGAUACAUCGUGAUGGUACCGAUGAAAACGAAAAGUUGUACAUUCAAUUGGUUGAUCCCGAAACCAUGUUAGAUACUGAUGGGGAUUUGGUAACCAUUGAUGAAGAAAGUUAUAAACGUGGUGGAACAAUCAACUUUGAAAUGUUUGUUAGUGGGUCGACAAAGAUAUUGACUGAUGAUAGUGUAGAGGAAAAGACUGAAGUAAAGAAUGACAUUAAGGAUGAUGAGGAUGAAACCGAGGUUGAAAAGGAGGUUGAAUUGAAGACACACACUGUUACUGAGACAGAAACUAUUCAUGGUGAGCAAAUUACUGAGACAAGAACUGUACAAGGUGAUCCGGUGGUUGAAACAAUAAUUGUUGAACGGGAACCAGUUGAGACAGAUGUACAAUUUGUAGAUCCUGUUACGGAUGGAAACAACAUAGAAAUAGACUUUACACCAGUGUCAUUGGAAGCUUCCACUGAAACAAAGAUUAUUGAAAGAGAUCCAGUUACUGAGACGAAGAUUGUUGAAAGGGAGGCUAUUACAGAAACUGUAUUUGUUGAGAAGGUGGCUACAGAGACAAAGAUUAUCGAAAGAGAUACUGUUACUGAGACAAAAAUAAUUGAAAGGGAUCCUGUGAUUGAAACAAAAAUCAUUGAAAAAGAUCCUAUCACACAAACUGUGAUCAUUGAGCAAGUUCCUGUUACGGAGAUAAAAACUCUAGAUGCGAUCACGGAGACAGUCACCAUAAAAGAAGUCACGCAUGACGAAUUAUAG
Messenger RNA from [Candida] anglica, 2085 nucleotides. Lineage: Eukaryota; Fungi; Ascomycota; Pichiomycetes; Serinales; Debaryomycetaceae. The record is from the annotation of a GenBank genome assembly.